AUGGAAACAGUGUUACUAAAGUAGCUGUAUGUAUCACAUUGAUCAACAGAAAACUGUGUACUCUAGAGUUUAGAUUAUUAUUAUAAUCUUUCCUGGCAUUGUUCUGUGAUAGAGACACUCAUAGUUUAAGCUUCAUAUUCAACGUUUGGACCAGACUUCUGCAGAAUGCAUCGGAGAGGAGUUGGUGCAGGAGCUAUUGCCAAAAAGAAGCUUGCAGAGGCCAAAUAUAAGGAAAGAGGAAAUGUUCUUGCAGAAGACCAAAUUGUUCAAAUGUCGAAGCAGUUGGAGACCUUCAAGUCAAACCUGGAGGAGUUCGCCAGCAAACACAAACAAGAAAUCCGAAAGAGCUCCCAGUUCAGGGUUCAGUUUCAGGAGAUGUGUGCCACCAUUGGGGUCGACCCCCUUGCCUCUGGCAAAGGUUUUUGGUCUGAGAUGCUCGGCGUAGGUGACUUCUAUUAUGAACUCGGCGUUCAGAUUAUUGAAGUGUGUCUCGCCCUGAAACACAGAAAUGGAGGGCUCAUUACUCUGGAUGAACUCCAUCAGAGAGUAUUGAAGGGAAGAGGUAAAUACGCUCAGGAUGUGAGCCAAGAUGACUUGAUGAGAGCCAUAAAGAAACUGAAGGUGAUGGGGAACGGCUUUGGGAUGAUUCCCGUCGGAGGUUCUUACCUGGUCCAGUCGGUCCCAGCUGAGCUCAACAUGGAUCACACUGUCGUUCUGCAGCUGGCCGAGAAAAAGGGCUACGUCACAGUGAGUGAGAUCAAAGUCAGUCUGAAAUGGGAGAAGGAACGGGCUUGUCACGUCCUGGACCACCUGCUGAAAGAAGGCCUGGCGUGGUUGGACUCUCAAGCGGCUGAAGAAGCUCAGUACUGGCUGCCCGCUCUCUUCUCUGAGCUGACCUCCCGUGAUGUCACACCGGAGGAAGCCAAUCAGAUGACACCUUGAAGAAAAAAAAAGAAAAAAUGACAGAGGCCACCAGCUCAGAUGGAGCCUCAGAGACAUGUUGGUAAACACAUAUUGUUUCCGGUGGGACGGCUCAUGUGACGGAGCCGGCUGGGUGAAGCUCCCUCUGAGAUCAUUUUCUGGACACGAGGAGGGCCAAACUGUCCUCAGCGGCUCCUCCUGUAGCUUCUAUGCAACGAGAGCUCUCACAUAUUCAGACACGACGCUGCACACGGACUUUGGUGUUGUGUCGCUGGUUUAAAGGGUUAUGGGUGGUUAUGGAUCAACGUACAGACUAAACAUGUAAUUGUUUUUUCAUAUAUUAAAGAAUAACUUAAGAUC
This is a messenger RNA of Anoplopoma fimbria (sablefish), 1281 nucleotides long. RefSeq names its product SNF8 subunit of ESCRT-II (gene snf8). Gene Ontology annotation, cellular component: ESCRT II complex. The transcript has 8 exons. Gene Ontology annotation, biological process: protein transport to vacuole involved in ubiquitin-dependent protein catabolic process via the multivesicular body sorting pathway. Lineage: Eukaryota; Metazoa; Chordata; Actinopteri; Perciformes; Anoplopomatidae. The coding region runs from base 166 to 942 and encodes 258 amino acids. The record is from RefSeq and is a predicted model, not a curated record.